AUGGCCUCCCAAGUGUGUCAGAAUUACCACAAGGACUGUGAGGCUGCUGUUAACAAGCAGAUCAACCUGGAGCUCUAUUCCGCCUAUGUUUACCUCUCCAUGUCCUCUUACUUUGACCGGGAUGAUGUUGCCCUGUGUCACUUUGCUGAGUUCUUCAAGGAGCAGUCCCAUGAGGAACGGGAACAUGCUGAGAAACUGAUGGAAUUCCAGAAUAAACGUGGAGGCCGAGUCCUCCUGCAGGAUGUCAAGAAGCCAGAGCAGGAUGAGUGGGGCAAUGGUCUGGAGGCAAUGCAGAGAGCUCUGCAGAUGGAGAAGGAUGUGAACCAGAGUCUGCUGGAUCUGCACAAACUCUCCUCUGACCACACUGACCCUCAUCUGUGUGACUUCCUGGAGAGGCACUACUUGGAUGAGCAAGUGAAGAUGAUCAAGAAGCUGGGAGAUCACAUCACCAACCUGAAGAGACUGGGAGCCCCUGAGAAUGGCCUGGGAGAGUACCUGUUUGACAGGCUCACCCUGGGGGAGAGUGACUGA
This is a messenger RNA of Hemiscyllium ocellatum (epaulette shark), 531 nucleotides long. Its product is annotated as ferritin heavy chain A-like. Gene Ontology annotation, cellular component: cytoplasm. The record is from RefSeq and is a predicted model, not a curated record. The coding region runs from base 1 to 531 and encodes 176 amino acids. Gene Ontology annotation, molecular function: ferrous iron binding; ferric iron binding. The transcript has 4 exons. Gene Ontology annotation, biological process: intracellular iron ion homeostasis; iron ion transport. NCBI's taxonomy places the organism in Eukaryota, Metazoa, Chordata, Chondrichthyes, Orectolobiformes, Hemiscylliidae.